Messenger RNA from Staurois parvus, 606 nucleotides. The record is from the annotation of a GenBank genome assembly. NCBI's taxonomy places the organism in Eukaryota, Metazoa, Chordata, Amphibia, Anura, Ranidae.
AUGGCCCGGGAUUACGACCAUCUCUUCAAGCUUCUUAUCAUCGGAGACAGCGGUGUUGGCAAGAGUAGUUUACUGCUAAGGUUUGCGGAUAACACUUUUUCAGGCAGCUACAUCACAACAAUUGGAGUAGACUUUAAAAUCAGAACAGUGGAAAUCAAUGGGGAGAAAGUGAAACUGCAGAUUUGGGAUACUGCCGGGCAGGAGAGAUUUCGCACAAUAACAUCAACAUAUUACAGAGGCACACACGGUGUUAUUGUUGUUUAUGACGUUACCAGUGCAGAAUCCUUUGUCAAUGUAAAAAGAUGGUUACAUGAAAUAAAUCAAAAUUGUGACGAUGUGUGUCGAAUAUUAGUGGGGAAUAAGAAUGAUGAUCCUGAGCGGAAAGUCGUGGAGACUGAAGACGCCCAUAAAUUUGCUGCACAGAUGGACAUACAACUGUUUGAGACUAGCGCCAAAGAAAAUCUAAAUGUUGAGGAGAUGUUUAACUGCAUUACUGAGCUAGUUCUCCGAGCAAAGAAAGAAAACUUGGCAAAGCAACAACAGCAGCAACAGAAUGACGUGGUGAAAUUAACCAAAAACAGUAAAAGGAAAAAGCGAUGCUGCUAG